GGUUGGCGCGGCGCAAUGCCUCAUCAAUAACUGAUUUCACACACAGCUCCUCGCCUGCUCUACCCGACACAGAGGGGCCCCCCAGUCCAGAGAUAUGGGGGGGAACAUGAGACUGUGGGUGCUGGGCUCAGCCUUGGUGGAGACGUUGCUCUUUUCUGGGUGUCUUCUUGGUUGGAACUCGCUGAGCCCCAUCCUGGUGGAGAUUGGGGUGCUCGCUCGAAACUGCUAUUCAGAUUCCGGGCUUCCUGCGGAGAGGAAUAACUACUCAACACUGGUGUAUGGAAGUAAUUACACCGAUGGUACGAAUGUUUCUGUAUCACAGCUAUUGGAGGUGUCCUCGUCGCUGGUUCGGAACGACCCUGGACCUGGUCAGCCAGCACUGGAGGACUUCUGCAUCUCUCAGGAGCAGAACCUGAACCUGGCCUUCACCCUGGGGUCCUUCUUCCUCUGGGGAUCCUUUCUCCCCUUACAGCUGCUCUUGGGAUAUGUCCAGAUCAGGUCACUGCGGCAGAUUGGAGGGGCCCUGAUAGCCGUGUCUUGUCUGAUGCUGGCCUAUUGCUGCACCAACCCUCCCAGUCUGUCCAUGUUCCUGCCCUUUGCGUUGGUGGCUCAGGGGGUCGGGGGAAGUUGUGUUGCCUUCUCCUCAUUGAUGCUUCCACAUUUCCUGCCUGACGUCGGCGCGGUUUACCCCUCUCUGGUGAUAGCGAGUUUUGCAGCGUCGGCCACGGUGUUGACCAUCGUCAAGGUCCUCUACAAUUUUGGGGUUCCCCUCGUCCCCAUAGUCUUGGGGUACGGGGCCCUUUCUUUCUUCAUGUUCCUGAACAGCUUCUUCUGCUGGAAACUGGAUGAGAACAUUUCGGAUGAAGGGAACAUGUACAGGGUGCGGUUGCGCCUGAACUGCUCUGAGAUCCUACGAAAGAAGGAAGAGCAGAAGGAGGAGUGGUGCCAGAAAUCUUUGAAGUCCAAAUUCCACGCCUCUCUGCGGGACCGGGACCGGCUCCUCAGCCGAAGGAGGACCCUGAGCUUCAAGAGGCCAGAGGGCUCAGCGACUCCGUCCCUCCAGGAAAGUCUCAUGACCCCAACCUUCAUUCUGCACCUCUUUUCGGACUCCGUCCUGCUUACCUGGAUUUAUUUCUAUAUUUCCUCGCUGAACUUACAACUGAGAAGGGCGACUGAUCUCCAUCGCCAAGCAGAUCUCUAUUCCUCCCUGUUUGGGGCUCUGCAAAUGCUCGGCUUGUUCGCGGCCCCUCUAAUCUGCGUCCUGCUCCAUAACCACCACCUGAGGAAGCGACCCGGGAAGCACCCAGAGGGCGAGAACAGGGCUUCAUACCGAAUUGUGUGCAGUGUGAAGAGACUCUGCGUAGUCUACGGCCUCAGGACUCUCCUAAUUUGUGGCUUCGGUGUGGUGUGUCUGGUCUCAUCUCUGGAACUUCAGAUCCUGGCGUUCGUCUUUCACAUCAUUGGAAGGGCGUCCAUGUUUAUGGUUAGCACCAGCCUGUAUCACGUCAUGUUCCACAAGGAUCACUUUGGAUCUCUGCUGGGAAUCCAUACGGUCAUCACAUCCCUCUUCGCACUUCUACAACAUCCGCUCUUCCUGCUGCUUACCGGCCCGCUGGAGGGCGAUCCUUUCUGGAUUCAUGUGGUGUUCCUGGCGCUUUCCCUCGGCUCAUUCGCUGUCCCGGUCUACCUGGUCAUCAGGAAAAGGCAGAAGCAGCACCAUGUCCUCUCUCGCCCCGUUUAUUAUCACCCAGCCAAGAUCCUCACCCACCCCGCUAAAACUACAGCCUGACAUCAAAGAGAUUUAUAGAUUUUUUUACAGUCGUUAUGAGUGAAUCAGAUCAGUUUAAUGUAAAUUAUUACAAAUAUAUAUCUGUUUAA
Molecule: messenger RNA, 1878 nt
Organism: Rana temporaria (common frog)
Lineage: Eukaryota; Metazoa; Chordata; Amphibia; Anura; Ranidae
Product: large neutral amino acids transporter small subunit 4-like
Exons: 14
Coding region: 95-1789 (564 amino acids)
Biological process (GO): neutral amino acid transport
Molecular function (GO): neutral L-amino acid transmembrane transporter activity; L-amino acid transmembrane transporter activity
Source: RefSeq, a predicted model, not a curated record